AUGAAGCGUUCAAUAAAACAAGAAGAAAUUAAUGAAUCGAAAGAUAUUUUUACAUUUAAUACAGAUGAAGAUCUAACAAUAGUGUGGUUUGAUGAUACUAUCGAUGACGAAAUAAAAAUUACUUUAGAACAAGCACAUGAUCACGUUAAAAUUUGUCAUUCAUUCGACGAAAUGACUUCAACUAUAGACAACAUUAGAAAUGAAAAAAUAAUAUUAAUUACUGCUGGUCGAUAUUCUCGCGAAGCAUUAUUUCAAAUUCAUGAUAAUGAGAAGAUUGACACAAUUUAUAUAUUUUGUUUGAAUGUCUCAUUAUAUCAAGAUUUGAUUGAUGAAAAAAAAUAUUCGAAGCUCAUUGGUAUUUAUGCAGAAUACGAAUCUUUGUUUACUAUUGUAAAACAACAAAUUCAUUUAAUAUUAAAACAUUUGUCAAUAUUCAAUCUAUUUAAUCAUAAUGAUAAACCGAUACGGGAUUUAGAACAUGAAUCAAACAACUAUUUAUGGUAUCAACUAUUUCGUGACACAUUAAUGACUAUGCACACAGAAACUGAACAAUGUAAACAGCAACUAAUUGAUUAUUGUCGAUCUUAUUAUCGAUUAAAUAAAAAAUAUCUCGAAGACAUUGAUAUAUUUGCACAAACAUAUAAAUCAUCUGAAGCUAUACAUUGGUAUACAAAAGAUUCUUUUCUAUACCGUUUUAUUAAUAAAGCUUUACGCACUGAAGAUAUUGAAGCGUUGUUUCGCUUAAGAUAUUUUCUUAAAGAUCUUUGUAAAAAUUUAAAAUUAUUAUUCGAUGAUAAUUUUCAAACGUAUCAAGAGUCACUUGAAGCAAUAUUAGUUUACCGUGGUUUAACAUUACCAAUUAAAAUCAUUGAUCAAAUAAAACAAUCUGUUGGUAGAUACGUGUCAACAAAUGGAUUUUUAUCGACUACGUUUAAACGAGAUGUAGCCGAAAUGUUUCAAGUUCAUAUAUAA
Molecule: messenger RNA, 972 nt
Organism: Rotaria socialis
Lineage: Eukaryota; Metazoa; Rotifera; Eurotatoria; Philodinida; Philodinidae
Source: the annotation of a GenBank genome assembly